Larimichthys crocea (large yellow croaker) is the source of this 5878-nucleotide messenger RNA. It is a transcript of the gene rab40c, whose product is annotated as RAB40c, member RAS oncogene family. The transcript is spliced from 6 exons. Gene Ontology annotation, biological process: intracellular signal transduction. Bases 1135 to 1974 code for a protein of 279 amino acids. Gene Ontology annotation, molecular function: GTPase activity; GTP binding. The record is from RefSeq and is a predicted model, not a curated record. NCBI's taxonomy places the organism in Eukaryota, Metazoa, Chordata, Actinopteri, Sciaenidae.
GAGCGAGAGGGCGGGAACAGAGAGCGCAGCGCAGUGUGGCGAGCAGCGGAUCUGUCAGCGGCGGACUCGGUGUUGUCGUCCGGUACCGAGCAGCCACAGCUGUGAUUAUGAUUGGACAUAAUGGAGAGAAAUGGACGGAACACGGACUGAGAUUACUGAGUACUUCUACAGAGAUUUGGACUGGACGUAAAGAUGCCACGGCGUUUUAAUCCCGCUGCAGAUCUCACGCAGUGACGUUACGGGAAUCUUUGUCAUCCCGGACUAAAGAGAGACCAGGGGGCCCGAGAUUACACGGGGCUGCGCUAGCUCAGUUAGCAUUUAGCUUGCUGUGAAAUACCAACAGUCUCUUUUUGUAUCCAGGCUCGUAACGGCUAAUGCAGCGUUAUAAGCUGCAUAUGACGCGUAGGCAGUGACGGUGACUUUAAACAAGCAUCGUGUCUGCUGUGGCGACGUUAGCACAGCGGUGAGAGCUAAGCUAGCUGGCUAGCUCUCUAGCUUGUUGUUCCCCUGCUAACGCAGCUUCUUUAGUUCAUGAACAAACAGACUUUCACAUUUUAAUUGUGUUUGCUUAUUAUAAAACAUAUCUCAGCAGGAGGGGGGAGGGGUCACUCAUAACAUUUACAGCGUGGUAUUAGCUCCGUAUUAUUUUUCUUAUAAUUAGACAAUAAGCAUGUUUUAUCCCGUCCACUCACAACUUCAGAUUAAUCUGUGACUGUCUCAUUAAUCUGUGUUAAUCUGCAGAGAGAGUCUCAGACUGUGGUUACACCUAUUUAUAGCCUGUCACUUAUCAGUGUGCACCAGCUGUUUCCAGGAGCUAAACUUAUUUUUUCCUCCCACUUGUGACCAAACUAUUUUUCUGAUCUGUACCUGCAGCAGAAAGUUUUGUGUUUUUCAGAUUUCACAUUUUUAAACAGAGACUUGUUGUUGGCCUGAAAACUACUGUCUCGUGUCCAAUUUGGGAGACAGUCAAAGCUGCCAGGGGAAACAAGGACUUAAUGCUGGUGGAGAGUUCAUGGGAUAACAAACAUUGCCUUUGUUUUGGUCAAGUGAGUGUUCGGUCAGCCAUCCUUUUGUUGACGGGGGAGGUCUACAGUCACUCAUCUUCAGCAUCAGCCGCCCCUGGGCUCAGAUGUGAUGGGCAGCCAGGGCAGCCCAGUGAAAAGCUAUGACUACCUGCUCAAGUUCCUCCUGGUGGGAGACAGCGAUGUGGGCAAAGGGGAGAUCCUGGACAGCCUGCAGGAUGGAUCGGCCGAGUCCCCGUACGCUUACAGUAGUGGUAUCGACUAUAAAACCACCACCAUCCUUCUGGACGGGCGGAGAGUGAAGCUGGAGCUUUGGGACACCUCAGGUCAGGGGAGGUUCUGCACCAUCUUUCGCUCGUAUUCCCGCGGGGCUCAGGGGAUCCUGCUCGUGUACGACAUCACCAACCGCUGGUCCUUCGAUGGAAUUGACAGGUGGAUCAGAGAGAUUGAUGAGCAUGCUCCAGGCGUGCCUCGAAUCCUCGUUGGUAACCGCCUACAUCUGGCCUUCAAACGCCAAGUUCCCACUGAGCAGGCGAGGGCGUACGCCGAGAAGAACGGCAUGACCUUCUUCGAGGUGAGCCCUCUGUGCAACUUCAACGUCAUUGAGUCCUUCACGGAGCUGUCGCGGAUCGUCCUGAUGAGGCACGGCAUGGAGAAGUUCUGGAGGCCCAACAGAGUGUUCAGCCUCCAGGACCUCUGCUGUAGAGCCAUCGUGUCGUGCACGCCGGUCCACCUCAUCGAUAAGCUCCCACUGCCUGUUGCCAUCAAAUCCCACCUCAAGUCCUUCUCCAUGGCCAAUGGCAUGAACGCCGUCAUGAUGCACGGACGCUCGUACUCGCUGGCAAACCCAGCCGGCGGCUCCAAAGGCAACAGCUUGAAGCGCUCCAAGUCCAUCCGUCCGCCGCAGAGCCCGCCGCAGAACUGCACCCGCAACAACUGUAAGAUCUCCUAAUGAACGGCUUCCUCGAGGGGAAGGCGAAGACGAGGAGUGAUCGUCAGCAUGGGAUCAGGAGACGGAUGUACAGGAUGUUAGAUGGAGAAAAAGAGCACAUCCCUCAACCUGAGGAGCAGGAAGGAUGGAUGAAGUGAUGAAUGAGUGCUACCUCUCACCUUCAGGAGGCCGUGUUAAUACUUUCCAGGUGGAGGGAGCUCGAUCGGUGCCUCAAAUAUCAGAGAACGACUACAAACAUUUUGGUCUCCACAGACGUGAUUCUCACCACUACCAACCGCUGAAAGGAGACAGAGACUCCAGACUCACUCCUGUCUGUGGGAGUGUUAACUACAUGUACAGAAAUCUCACCAACUCAAACAUAUUUAGUUACUCCACAUGAUGCACGCCACUUAGUGUGUGUGCGUCACAGAAAUCACCUCAAGAUCAGUUCUUCACGUUCUUCUUUCUUCUGUCUGUCUGCUCUGAAUUCCUCCUUUCUCUGUCACACCUCAGUUUAAUUUUAAUGACCAAUAAGCUAACGAACGAGACACUAGUAACCGUCGUUUGUCCUCAGCUGGCUCUCAGUUUAUUUCAUGUUUAUUUGAUCCACAAACACUCGCUGAAGGUGGUGACACGAUGAGUGAACGUUCAGGUCCAAGUGUAGACUAACCUGACCCCCAUCCCUGAACCUGAACUUGGUCUCUGGUCCAGAUGUGUUAGUGUGCCUUUAGUCUGAGGUUAACGAAGUGUCAGCAUGAACGAACACAUGCUGCAUUCUUAACGAGUCACUUCACCUGCAGCAAAUUUUCUUAAAGCACAAAAACACCCAGUGACGAAGUCGAACGUCCCAAAACCAGUUCACACCUCAGAGAUUCAGGUUUUCUGUCUAUGAUGUGUGUUGUCAUGGAUACCACUCAACACACCUACAUAUAUUUAAGGACUGAAAUGUUUCAACCAGAGCUGCAACGAUCGGUCGAUUAAUCGAUUAGUUGUCAACUUUUAAAUUAAUCACUGACUAUUCUGAUAAAAAUGUUUGAAAUAUUUCCUUUCGUCCUCUGUGACAGUAAACUGAAUCUCUUUGGGUUGUGGACACGUCAGGACGUUCGACGACGUCACCCUGAGCUAAUCGGUCGACAACGAACGAUUAGAUUAAUCAAUAAUGAAAAUAAUCCAGUUUGAGCGAGCUGCUUUUUGGACGGCGAUGUUCUUUAUUUCUCAUGUUGACGUUUCCUUUUGGCCCGAGAGCUUCUGGGAGUUGUAGUGUGCAGAUGAGAUGAUUUAUUUCUGCUAAAUGUGUAGAGACUCGGCUCUUCGUGUUUUCACCUGAACACACCGCCAGGCUGGUUGUAUAUCACAUGUUCACAGUGCACUGCUCACUCAGUGAUACUCCGCUCAGAGUGUGUGCUUUGAGUUUCCUGUCUGCGCCGUGUGAUCCAGAUCAUCUCUAUAAAUAUGAAGUAAACAUGGAAGAAACUGUUUCACUCUUGUCUGACUGUUGACAGGAUUAUUUGAUAAUUAAACUAAUUAAUAAUGCAGAUGCGGAUGGACAGAAGGGCACAUGAAAAUCAAAACUACAAACUUUCUGGUGGAGUAUCACUUUAACGAUCUUGUGCCAAAUCUUUAAUGCAGUAAAUUUCUUCCACGUUUUAGAUCAACCUGUUUUCUCAGAGCUCCAUGCAUGGUAUGCUCUGAUGUGUUUCCCAUACGUUGGUUUCAGUGUUAGACGUGGAGGGAGCGUGAACCUGAAGGCAGCAGGAGCUCAGGUUUUCGUAGCUCCGUCAGUUGAUGGAGCCUGAUGGGUGUGAACAGAAAGCAGUCAGAGUAGCUGAACAGGUUCAGGUAACGUGUUGAUAGUAAACAGUGACCCAUGUUUUUAUCCGUUUUCUCUGUCACAUGACCAGCUCCUCUUUUCCCACAGUGUUAAAGGCUCAGUUCAGAUUCGUUGGUGUGGUUGUAUGACGUCCUCAGUUUGUAGGACCGGCAUGAAGCUAAACAAAGUCCUGCUGUGGAUGGAGGUAGCAACAAACACCUAAAACUUCAUCAUCAGUCUACGUGUGCGCUAGAUUUAGAAUAUUUUCACUGCAGUUUGGAUCUGAACAUCAGUUAAUCACACAGUGAUACAAACCAACUGAUCAAGGCAUCGGAAAAGGCCGCGUGACAGCGAGGUGAAGCGGUGAAAGUAUUCUGAACCAAGCGACUUUAAUGAAUCCAAACUAACUCGAUCAUUUAAAGGACCAAACCCGUGUUUCUGUAGGUUGAUGUGUCUCAUCAGUGACGGUGAACAUUUGAGAUUUUCAAGCAAAAACACUAAACUCCUCGUUAGUAUUGUGUUAAUUGUCUCUUUUCAUAGGAUUCAGUGACAGUAGGAACCUUUUGUCAUCCAACCGUGAUUAUGAGAAAACAGACGUUAAGAUAUCAGCAGCCACGUUCCUCCUCAUGUUCUCACUGCAUGCUGCGUUCAGGUCCGGUGGAGUCCAAACUCUGACUGGAUCUCCUGCAGGAUUUAAAUGCAGCAGGUCUCUCUGUCUCUGUCUCUCUGUCUCUCUCUGUCUCUCUCUCUCUCUCUCUCUCUCUCUGAUCUGCGCCACCGCCUCCGCAUGCCGUCCCAUGAUUCAUAGGUGCUGAAUAAUAGAUGUUCUUUUCAUAGAUCUCUGGAGGGCUUCAUCAGAACGCCCUGGCUUCGUCUCUCCUCGCUGCUCUUUCAUCCUCUCCUCCUCCACAGGAGGCUCAGCGUGGUUUGUUUCUUCAUCUUCCCCAGUCGUCCUUUCUCCCUCUCUCAUUUAUCUUCUCCUCAGGUGUUCAGCAGGUUUUCCCUCCUGACCCUGAUCCUGUCCACUGAGCCGAGUGUCGUCUUGGUGUGUCGUCGCUCCUCUCUCUGUCGUAUCUCAGGGAGUCGUCUUUGCCUGCACGCUUUAUGAGAUGUCUGGACUCAGGCGGUGAAGCCUCGUGCUGAUUUCCACUGAUCCAGUGUCAGAUUACUGCAGCACAGAGCGAUCUUUGAACUUAAUUUAUUACAAACCUUUUGUACUUUCUGUCUCCACCUUCGGCUUUGUGGCCUGAAACAUCUCAGCAACUGUUGGAUGGAUGCCACAAGUCUCAGGAUGAAUUCAAACUGUUUUAUUGAUCCUCUGACUUAGUCUAACACGUCAGUGUCCCUCCACUGAUACACCUCCAUCAAUGUGAGGUCGAUUUGCCAAGUCGAUUUCAUCUGAAGUUAGAGUUAGGGUUAGAGUCUGUAGAAACUCGGGUUUGGUCCUUUGAAGGAGGGAAGAAAUGAAGUUGUGUACCUGACAGUCGCUGAUACACACACACAGUUUGUGUUUUGCUUUGUCACAUCAGUGUUUUUGGAAAGUCGGAGCCUCGAGCUCGGCGCCCACAUCAGAAGAGGUUUUCCUCUCUGUGACUUUUAACGUUGCUGCUGCCUCAGAGCGUCAUCAUCGUCGCUUUGGUGUUAUGUGAUAACACCGACGUUUCCUCCAUGUUUUGGCUUCUCCGUCUCUUAGUUCACGUGCCGACUCCCUCAGUGUUCGUCGACCCUUUGCAGAGUUUGAGUUUCCAUUUUGGACGUUUUUUUUAAAAAAGGUGGAAAUGUUUGUGGAGGAUUGUGGGAGAUUCAGGGACGGCCUCUGGUGUCGUGGAAGUGUUUGUAAAAAGAUGAAUGAAAAAAAAAACCACCUGUAAAACACUAUUCUGCUUUUUGGCUGAAGCUGCUGAGUAAUCUGAAGAGUGUGUGUGUGUGUGUGUGUGUGUGUGUGUGUGUGUGUGUGUGUGUGUGUGUGUGUGUGUGUGUGUGUGAGAACGUUCUUCAAACAAGCUGAACAUUUUUCUUUUCUUUUUUUAAAUUAUUGAUUGUACAGUUUCAAGGCAAGGGUAUGAAGAGAUCGACUUUUUCACAAUAAAACUAUUGAAUGUUGGAGUCAACCAA